GGUCUUCGACAUCAUGGACCCGGCAGAGCCGAUCAGGAACCCGAGGCCGCGGGGUUCGCCCUCCAGGAGGAGGCGAUCCUUCCAGUCGGACCGCGAGCGCUUCGUGAGAGCCGCGCAGCGGACCAGAGACUGGUGCUCGGCGUCUCCGCAGUGCGGCGGGAGGCUGAGCAGCAUCGACGAGACGCCCGAAGAGUUGCUGUCGAGGAGCCCGAGCGGCGCCUCGCGGAGCCCGUCGGAGGCGCUGCACGCCUGGGAGGCUGCGCCGCGCGACGGGGCGCAGGGGCCCGUGCUCGCUGGCGCCUCUGCGCCACCGCGCGGCCCCUCUUAG
Messenger RNA from Prorocentrum cordatum, 328 nucleotides. The record is from the annotation of a GenBank genome assembly. Lineage: Eukaryota; Dinophyceae; Prorocentrales; Prorocentraceae.